GGCAGGCGGGGGUUGCUUCUGCUCGCCUAGUGAGAUUCGUCGGGCCGAGUAACACGUGCCAGAGGAAACAACACCGCGGGGCGAGCGUACUCGCCGAUCUAAACGCGUUUCACCGACUCGCGUCUCGUCGCGAUCGCGCGUCGGUUAAUCUUCGCCGGUCCUCUGACUCGCGGGCCCGACAUCGCGAAUUACCAGUGAUUCACACAGUUCGUCCUACGAGAUGUACAGUGCGUCGUCGUGAUAGUGACUCCGAGAGGCUGGCUAAUUAAAUCGGGGAUUAGAUCGAUCGCCGCGACGAGUUCGAUCGAUUUGGGAUCGCGCAGUGAUCCGCCGCGGAGAGGAGCGCGGAGAGGAGCAUCAGGUGAUUUGUGGCUGUGAACCGUGACGAGCGAAGUAAUCCAGCGUUCUCCGGGAUACCCGGGGAUUGUUAUUAUUAUUGUAAUCAUUGCUUUUUAGCGCCGAUUGCUCGUGAGACCUAGUCGACGUUCGCUCGAAUCGGCGGACAGGCGAUCGCGGGAAAGGUGCGCGCUGCUCGCGAACCGGCGAACAAGCGAUCAUCGCCCAGCUGUUCCAGUGAACUGUCAUCGUUCUUUUGAUUUGCAACGAUCUCAGUGCGCGUGGACAUCGCCGGAGAAAUUCGAGUGACCUAAAAUCGCGACGCACCGCCGAACGAAAGUCUCGCGAAUCGAAGCAACGACGUCGAAGGUCAUGGCCGAGCCGCCGCUAGGACCCGAUGGAGGAGCAGAGACAUAGAGGGAAGAUAGCCGCGGGAAGAUCCAGCGGGACGAUUCGUCGGCGUCCGAUGAUUAUUCGGCGAAACGGAGAGAUUUCGCGGGAACGUAAUGGCCGAGCUCGCUCGCGUUUCGACGUCUCCGGCGUAAAGUCGCUCGCCGCGACGAGCCGCGAGGUACGCGGAGGUCGUCUGAAUGAGCCGGGCGAACGUCCCUGUGGAAGGUCAGCCGAAGGUCGCCGUGGAAGAAGCUUUCGCCGCUGAGAGGAAGAAGCUUUCGCCGGGCGAUGCCGCGCGCGGCCGACUUUUAACGAGCAGCGGCGCGUGGUCGCGGGAUAAAAAGCCGCGGGGAUGUUAACGGAGCAGGCUGUUCGGUGGUCGUCGGUGCCGGCUGGAACCUCGGGAUCGAGAUUACGUUAGGGAGCCAGCGAGGACGCGCGCGAUUCCCGCGAAAAGAUGGGCUUUCGCGCGAACAGAUGACGAGGAGAGGCGAGAUGACCGGCCGAGUCGUGGAUAAAUCUGCGUCCGCCUCGAGGCUACGACAUUGCCGCCGCGUUGUGACGAUAAAUACAGUUGCCGUGGGAAGUGAAUUAGACGAUGGAAGAGUUUAGAGAGCGGUAUCGAGCUGUUACAUGGUGUCUUUGAGGGAUGAUCGCAGUGCCGCGGCGCCAGUUUCGGCGGAGCCGCGAGAAAUCGUUCGCUGGAAUCGUGUUCGACGCUCGGUGAACGCUGUGGAAUACGAUUGAUACGACCGUGGAAUCAUUCUCGAGCGUUUGAACGCUCCGUCGCGCUUCUUGUUAUCGUGCUACGCGGUGAAUCCGGAGGAGUUCGUUGCGAAGUGACGCGUUUCAACGCCGCGCCGCGCUUGGGAAACGUGGAAUCCGAAGAUGUGGAAGCCGCUGACCGGGCGAAUCGAUCGAUUCGUGGCUCGAUGCUCGAUGAUACGGCUCGAAACGCGCUGUCGAGACGUUUAAUUGUUCAGCAGGGUGCGAGCGGAGCGAGAAUUAUCGCGGCGGAAACGAAGCCGGAGGGUCGCGGAAGGAAUAAAAAAAUUGCGAGCCGGCGGAAAUAAAUACAGAAGAGAGAGAUUGAUUCGAGUCGAGACGGUGAACCCGCGGUGCGGAAAGGCGGGACGCGACCUUAGCCGGUGCAAUUUGCGGCCUCCUUCUUUCGUCUUCUUUUCGCGAGAGGAUUUUCAUCGCGCGGCGCGACGACCGCGCGCGAUGAUCUUUAAGAAGGCUUGAGAGAUCUCCGGCGCGAACGAACACGAGGAUGUGCCCCGGCAGGAGGAGCAUCGGGAGAAUCGGACCCUUUAUCGGGAACACAAAGAAAUGAAGUUAUCAGUGUCGGCUUAUAGAGCUCAGGCCACUGCUCACAAAAAGAUCCUUUCCAACUAUCAGCAUCAAUUGAGCUACGGGGCCACUAACCAGGCAUCCUCGGCCAGGAUCCCCCCUGAUCCCGUGACGUUCCUUACUGGCUUCAAGGUGGAUCGCGCAGAGAACGAGGAGGGCCAGGGAGGGGGUGGUCUGUCGGCGUCUUCGGCGGGCUGCAGCGGUGCUUCCGGUUCGAGGAUGGGCCCAGGGCCCGAUUCCGGUAGCAGUGCUCCCUCUUCUGUUCCCCACUCGUUGGCGACCUCGAGGGACGACGAAGACGACGAGGACGAGGAGAGCAGUGGAAGACGGUCCAAUGGCCACUCAGGAACGCGAACGAAGAGCAACCAGCGGUGGAUGAAACUGCGCACGACCGUGCAGCUGUCAUCGGCGAUCUCGACGAUCCAGAAGAAGCCGCCGUUGAAGCGCGAGGACUCGUUCCUGAAGCGUUUCUCGACGCGGCAGAUCCCGGAGAGCCAGGAGACGUUGGACACCGGCGAGGGCGACGGCAACGCGGCCGACGACAAAGACUUCGCCGGCCGUCGCCGUCGGCGACCGCAGAAGCCGCCGAAAACGGUGGUGAACCCGGACGAGAAUUUCUAUUAUUACUGGCUGAUGCUGUUGUCCGGCUGCGUGCUCUACAACCUCUGGACGCUGAUCGUGCGCCAAAGCUUGCCGGAGCUGCAGGCGCUGGCGCCGGCCGCCUGGCUCGCCUGCGACGGCUUCACCGACCUCGUCUUCUUCCUGGACGUGGCCGUGCAAUUCCGCACCGGCUACCUCGAGCAAGGCCUGAUGGUCUACAACAGCAAGAAACUGGCCGGCCAUUACCUGAAGUCGAAGGCGUUCGUGCUCGAUCUGCUCGCGCUGCUGCCGCUCGACCUCCUCCAAGUGAACCUCGGCAGCAACCCUAUGCUCAGGUUCCCCAGGUUCCUAAAGAUUUACCGUGUCUAUAACUAUUACUAUAUGGUGGAGUCGCGGACGGUUUACCCGAACUUGUGGCGCGUCCUCAAUCUCAUACACAUACUGCUGAUCCUGGCGCACUGGUUCGGCUGCUUUUACUACUUGCUCAGCGAGGCGGAGGGCUUCCAGGGCGACUGGGUCUACCCGUACAGGCCCGGCGAGUACGCGACCCUGGCCAGGAAGUACCUCGGCUCCUUGUACUGGUCCACCCUCACCUUGACCACCAUCGGCGACCUGCCGACCCCGGAGACCAACGCCGAAGUCGUAGCGGGCGGCAAUCCCCGGAGCCUCGCUCGUCGUGGCCGACUGUCCCGGCUUCUACAGUUCAAGCAUAACGGAGGGUACGUCUUCACGAUAGUCAGCUACCUGAUCGGCGUCUUCAUAUUCGCGACGAUCGUCGGACAGGUCGGGAACGUGAUCACCAAUCGGAACGCGAACCGUCUCGAGUUCGAGAGACUUCUGGACGGCGCGAAGACCUACAUGAGACACCAUAAGGUGCCCGGUGGGAUGAAGAGAAGGGUUCUCAGGUGGUACGACUACAGCUGGUCCCGCGGCAGGAUACAGGGCGGCGGGGACAUUAACACUGCGCUGGGCCUGCUUCCGGACAAGCUGAAGACCGAGCUGGCCCUUCACGUGAAUCUCUCGGUAUUGAAGAAGGUCACCAUCUUUCAGGAAUGUCAACCUGAAUUCCUGCACGACCUCGUCCUAAAAAUGAAAGCGUACAUAUUCACACCUGGCGAUUCGAUAUGUCGAAAGGGCGAAGUGGCCAGGGAAAUGUUCAUAAUAGCGGACGGAAUCUUAGAGGUGAUCAGCGAGACCGGCAGAGUGCUGACCACCAUGAAAGCUGGAGACUUUUUUGGGGAGAUUGGUAUACUCAAUCUCGAUGGAUUAAAUAAACGCACAGCCGACGUCCGAUCAGUGGGAUACUCGGAGCUGUUCAGCUUAUCCCGCGAGGACGUGCUGGCGGCGAUGAAGGACUACCCGGAGGCGCAAGAGAUCCUGCAGAACCUCGGCAGGAAACGGCUGAUGGAGGCGCAGAAGGUGGCGCGCGCGUCGCGACAGCCAACAUCGCCGGGGCACGACUCCUCGGACAACAGCACCGGGAAAAGGAUCGUCGACAAGCUGAAGAGCGACGUGAAGGGCCUGAAGAACGUGUUGAGGAAAAGUCGCCGGAACACUAGGCCCGAGGAGAGCCUCGAGCUUCAGCCGCUGACGCCGAAAGCGCCGGCCCUGAAGAGGCAGCAGAAGAUCGACGACUGCCAAGAGGCAACGGUGUCGACGGUCCAGGAACCGCCGCCGGUGUCGCCACUCGGAGCCGGCCUGCCUUUGAUCUCGCGGCUGAGAUUGCUGAAGGAGAAAGAGGAGCGCGAGGAGCGCCGCAACCUGAUGGAGACGCAGACGCAGCCGGUGGAGCACCCGCCGCACCCGCCGCUGGUGGAGGCGCAGAACCCGACGAACCCGAAUCUGCCGUUCCUCCAGAGAAUACUGCUGUUGAAGGCGAAGAACGAGCAGGAGGCGCAGGCGAAAGAGGACAAGGAAGCGCCGACGAAAGAGCCGUUGCUUCCGAAGACCGUGAUACCGGAGGAGACGAAGGAGCCGUCGCCGAAGCCAGCCACGAAGCAGCCGCAGAAGCAGCCGCAGAAGCAGCCGCAGAAGCAGCCGCAGAAGCAGCCGUCGAAGCAGGCGUCCCUGGAUCAGGCGAACAAACCAGCGGCGGCGGCGGCAGCGGCGGCGGUCUUGAACGCGGAGAAGGCGAACGGCUCGAACGGCUCGAACGCGAAGAAGACCUGGGCGAUGCUGAAGGACGCCUCGCUGACGAACAAAGAGAACUCGCCGCAGAGGAGCCCGCCGUCGAAGAGGAUGCAGAUUAGACAGAGCCUGGUGCAUCUCAGGCAGCAGACCAAGAUGUACGCGUCCGUCGACGACCUGUCGCCCGAGUACUGCGGCCUGCCGUUCGUCAAGAAGCUGAAGAUACUCAACGAGAGGCAGAAGCUGGCCGAGCUCGAGAAGGCCGUCCGAAGUUCCAGCCUCGAUUGCGGCGAGAACGCCGAGAUCGAGUUCGACGGUAACUUGACGAGGAGCCACUCGGAGGCUUGCGCCAUCGAGUACGCGAGGAAAUUGAAGAAACUGAAUCAGCAUCGACGAUCAUCGCCGACGGAUCCAUUGUCGCCGGAGAACGAAACGUUGGAGAGGCGGAAUCUGAAGAGCAUACUGAAAAAACUGUCCGCCGGCAGCCGUACAGGUAGCUCCGACACCUCGGCGACGAGCACUCCGGAUCGCGAGGCGGCCACUGCCGAAUUGAGGAAAUUAAUGAGAGCGCAGACCAUCGAGGGCUACGCUGCGAGGCAUUCGAAACUUUCGAAGAGUGUUACGUUUAACAAGUACACGCUGCAGAGUCCACCGUCCGAGCAGAUACCGGGAAAUUAUCCGCUUGGGUCUCAGUUGCCGGAUACCCAAGAGCAGGCCUCACUGCCACCGCCCAAUAAACUCAGUUUCCGUCCUUUGGGCAGCGGAGGUAUCCUGCAAGUGGUAUCCCGACCACGAGAAGAGGAAUACAUUGGGGAGCUGGUGUCUGGUAUCAGAGAAGUCAUUAAAGGUCGUCUGCGUGUCAUUCUUCAAGGACCCGAAAUUUCUGAGAUGGAGGACAUACAGACGAAGUUCGGUCGGCAGUUCACGUCGUUGGAGCUGGAGAUACGCAAGCGGGACGAGAUAAUAUCUCAGCUGCAGGCUCGUAUACAAGAGCUGGAGCAGAGGGAGUCGCAGAACGCGGACGAGUCGCUCGGGGACAGCACGGAGCACGACGCCUCGCUGGAGGAGGAUUUGGACGACGACCGCGAGGAUCACCCUUUCAUGAGGGACGGCUCGGUGGACACGGUACUGACCGCCCGUUCCCAUUACACGCGUUCGCCCCACUGCACGGAGUCGACCUCGCAGCACAGGAGGUCGUGGGAGGAGCACUCCGAGGAGGAGACCCUGGAGCUCCAAGAGUUGCCGAGCUCGAUCAUGCCGCAGACGUUGUGGAAGGGCGAGGUGGCGAUCGAUCUCGAAUCGAACAGCGACAGCAGCCGGUCGGAGGACGAGCUCGACGACAGGCCGGACAGAAGCGACAGCGGGAACGACGAGGACGACGACGAGGAGGAGUCGCACGAGGGUGGAAACAAUAAUUGGGAGGUGACGAUGCUCGCUCAGGAACUCGAGGCGAGACGGAGGAGCACCGAAAACACCAGCCCGGGCUCCUAGCGCAUUAACGAGAUCCUAGACGUACUAUGUUACCUCACGAACACGUUACACCCGAAGGGCUGGUGUAACGGGCCGGCCAGCGCCGGCGCCGCGACUUUUUGCGACAAGGAUUGCCCUUAUUUACAAUUAGACUUUGAUAGUUUGACCAGUUGUAGCGAGACUAUGAUGUAAUCGAAACUCUAGCCUGGAAAAAAUGAAAAAAGAUCGUUCCAUUUA
Megalopta genalis is the source of this 6516-nucleotide messenger RNA. RefSeq lists its product as uncharacterized. Gene Ontology annotation, molecular function: intracellularly cyclic nucleotide-activated monoatomic cation channel activity; protein-containing complex binding. NCBI's taxonomy places the organism in Eukaryota, Metazoa, Arthropoda, Insecta, Hymenoptera, Halictidae. Gene Ontology annotation, biological process: monoatomic ion transport; transmembrane transport. The record is from RefSeq and is a predicted model, not a curated record. Gene Ontology annotation, cellular component: membrane.